AAUGCCCCCUGGAACCCCGGGAACACCCCCUGGAACCCCGGGAACACCCCCUGGAUCCUCGGGAACACCCCUGGAGUCCUUGGGAACACCCCCUGGAUCCUCGGGAACACCCCCUGGAACCCCGGGAACACCCCCUGGAGUCCUUGGGAACACCCCCUGGAUCCUUGGGAACACCCCCUGGAUCCUCGGGAAUAACCCUGGAUCCCUGGAAAUAACCCCUGGAGUCCUUGGGAAUAACCCCUGGAACUCCAGGAAUACCCCUGGAACCCCGGGAAUACCUCCUGGAUCCUCGGGAAUACCUCCUGGAUCCUUGGGAACACCCCCUGGAUCACCGGGAAUACCCCCUGGAACCCCGGGAAUACCCCCUGGAUCCUUGGGAAUACCCCUGGAACUCCAGGAAUACCCCUGGAUCCUCAGGAAUACUCCUGGAGUCCUUGGGAAUCCCUUGGAAUCCCCCCUGGAACCCUGGGAAUCCCCCCUGGAGUCCUCAGGAAUCCUGGCUGGAAUCCCCUCUGGAAUCCUUGGGAAUUCCCCCCCAGGAUCCCCAGGAAUCCCUCCAGGAAUCCCUCCUGGGAUCCUUGGGAAUCUCCUUCCUGCAGCCCUCAGGAAUCCUGGCUGGAAUCCCCCCCUGGAAUCAUCAGGAAUCCCUCCUGGGAUCUCUCCUGGGAUCCCUCUGGGAAUCCUCAGGAAUCCUGGCUGGAAUCAUUGGGAAUCCCUCCUGGGAUCUCUCUGGGAAUCCGCAGGAAUCCUGGCUGGAAUCAUCAGGAAUCCCUCUUGGGAUCUCUCCUGGGAUCCCUCUGGGAAUCCUCAGGAAUCCUGGCUGGAAUCAUCAGGAAUUCCCCCCUGGGAUCCCUCCCAGGAUCCUUGGGAUCCCUCCCGGGAUCCCUCCCGCAAUCCCAGGGACAGCAGGGCUGGCAAUAAACGUUUUGUAAGGAAUUCCUGAGCUUGGGAAGUUCUGUG
Molecule: messenger RNA, 960 nt
Organism: Haemorhous mexicanus (house finch)
Lineage: Eukaryota; Metazoa; Chordata; Aves; Passeriformes; Fringillidae
Product: collagen alpha-5(IV) chain-like
Exons: 2
Coding region: 2-943 (313 amino acids)
Source: RefSeq, a predicted model, not a curated record